Candidula unifasciata is the source of this 570-nucleotide messenger RNA. NCBI's taxonomy places the organism in Eukaryota, Metazoa, Mollusca, Gastropoda, Stylommatophora, Geomitridae. The record is from the annotation of a GenBank genome assembly.
AACUUUAAGCAGCACCAAGGCUAUCCCGAAUACACUGCAGUUUGUCGUAUGAGGGAGGGACAUGAAACAACAGAUUUUAGACGGGCUUUCGUUGACUGGAAGAGCAGGCUAAAGAAAAACGGCAUCGCAGGAAAAUCAUACCCCUUUACUAACACAGAUAAAUCAUCACAUGGCAUGGAUGACAGCUCCCACGAUGACUUAUUUCAAACAGAAAAUGGAACAACUGAAAUUUGGAAAAUUAACGGAGAAACUUUAGAAGGUGUGCCUGAACAGCAGCGAGGAGAGUUUUAUAAUCAUCACUGCUACAUCAUUGUCAAGAGCGAAAACGUGCCAGACGAUCAGAUUGUAAUAUACUUUUGGGUGGGUAGUAAGACCAACUUCACAGAGCAGGAUCAAGCUAAGAAAAUAGCUCUUACUCUGAAUUCUCAUCUGGAACAUAAAGCAACCAUUAUUCGUGUGCUUGAUGGCAAGGAGCCAUAUAAUUUUUUCAAAGCAAUACAAGAGAGUAUAAUUGUGUAUGAUGAUUGUUUGGUAGAAAGGCACCAUGGCAACCUGCAAACUCUGUAUUAA